Molecule: messenger RNA, 4525 nt
Organism: Vespula pensylvanica (western yellowjacket)
Lineage: Eukaryota; Metazoa; Arthropoda; Insecta; Hymenoptera; Vespidae
Product: nephrin
Exons: 14
Coding region: 847-3606 (919 amino acids)
Molecular function (GO): protein binding
Source: RefSeq, a predicted model, not a curated record
GGAAGGAGAAGAAAGAGGAUCCACGAGGAGAACGCUGCUGAUACUGCGGCCGGCGCCAGUGGCGUUAGUAGGGGUGCUGCUACCGGCGGUGGUGGUGGUGGUGGUAGUGGCGGUUAAACCGUUGGUGGGGGUGGCGGCGGCAGGUGAGCGCAUCGCGGUGUGCGCCGUGCACACGACUCCGUUCGCUUCUGACAAUACGCUCUCGCGAAGCGUGUACGUGCGCAGGAGAGUAUACGUAUGUGUGCUUCGAGGGAGAGAGAGAGAGAGAGGGAGACAAGGAAAUCUCGCCGACGGCGAGUGGCGCGCAUUACGUCGUUGUCGUUCGAGUACCGCUACGUUUUCGCUCCAUCGCUCGGCGGCUGCGUGCGAAAGAAAAGAGAGAAAGAUAAAUACAGCGGACGAAACUUGCGUGCGUAGAAAAGAAAUUCGAGCGAUCGGUUCUUUGGGAGGGAGGGAGGAGGGAAAGGGUCGAGAGAGAGAGAGAGAGAGAGAGAGAGGAGGGAGAGGGAGAGGAUAACAGUGCGUAUCGUGCGUGUGUUUUUCGUUUCUUGAGAGAGCCGAGAGCAAAGAGAAAACGUGUCUAGGUCGGUGCAACGGCGAAGAAUAAAGAAACUUCGGCGUGUUCGCGAGUUGUUUCUUCGUUCUCCUUUGGAAAAAGUGUUUCCCGUGAAAAGUUUUGUCUACCGCGAAAUGAACGAAAGGUGCGCGAGGUCCGCGCUGCUUAACGGAGGUGAUGGUGAUUUCGUUUGAAAGGAAAAACUAGAACGAGAAUGUGCGGUGGAACCUCGUUUCACGAUUACGAUCGGUUGCUAUGAUCGAGCCGCGAAAGGUUAACGUCGAACGAUCAUGGUUUACCCGAGGCUGCACGUCGGGAGGAGUCUACGAUCGAACGCGAACACGAGAUACCUCAACGUCCUGAUCGUGCCGCUCUUCCCGCUCUGGAUUAUAGGCGCGUUCUGCGUCAAAGACAUACCCAUAUCGCACAUCGUGGCACUGGUCGGAGAUCCCACCUAUCUUCCCUGCGACAUAUCAACUACCCACGAAGGAGAUUCGGUACAUCUUGUGCUCUGGUAUCGCGAGGAUCUUGGAACAUCGGUUUACAGCGUCGACGCCAGAGAUCGAGACUUUGGUAUAGCCGAGAGAUGGUCGGACGACACGGUGUUCUCGAGUCGAGCUUACUUCAUGCCAGACAAGAAACCGGCCGAGCUGGGCGUGGAUCACAUAAGGGAGGAAGACGCUGGUAUUUAUCGAUGUCGGGUCGACUUCCAAAUCGGCCAAACGCGAAACUCCAAAGUCAAUUUAACGGUGAUAGUUCCACCUCACAGGAUCGUGAUCGUCGACGAAAGAGGCAUCGCUCGGGACAAAACGGCCGGACCGUACGCCGAGGGCGACUCCUUGCGGCUCUACUGCGACGUGUAUGGCGGCAAGCCGCCGCCCACCGUGACCUGGUACCGCAACAACAAUUUCAUGAAUAACAAAACGAUGAACGUACGAAGCGGCGUGACGCGCAGCGAGAUCGUGAUAAAAAAUUUGGGACGAGACGACGUCCUCUCGGAGCUGACCUGCAACGCGACGAAUAAUAACAGAUCGCUCCCGCUGUCCUCGACCAUUCGACUGGAUAUGAAUUUCAGCCCGCUGGAAGUGAAGAUAAGGGAUGCUAAUCAACCUCUAUCGGCCGGCAAAAGGUACGAGCUCGUCUGCAGAACUUCCGGUUCGCGACCACCGGCGAUCGUGACCUGGUGGAGGAACGGUCAACGUUUAGUGGAUUCCAAGGAAACGACUUCGAGCGAUGGGAACACGACCAGCAGCGUCUUAUCUUUUAUGGCGACCAAAGCAGAUGCCGGUAGACACUUGUCAUGCCGAGCUGAAAAUUCGAUCACGGGAAGCGCGCCGAUAGAGGACGACUGGAUACUCGAGAUACAAUACACGCCGGAGACGAAAAUACAACUGGGAACGUCCUUGGACCCUAGCACGAUUCGAGAAGGUAUGGACGUCUACUUUGAUUGUUUGAUACAAGCCGAGCCGCCGGUUACCAAAGUCGAGUGGCGUCAUCAGGGCAAGGCACUUUAUCACAACGUCACGCAAGGCAUUAUAAUCAGUAACCAGAGUUUGGUGCUCCAAGGAGUGGACCGUAAGAGCGCUGGCAAUUACACGUGCGUGGGAUACAACGUCGAGGGCGACGGGGAGAGCUCGCCCUUUUAUUUGAACGUCAUGUUCGCGCCAACUUGCAAGCCGAACCAAACAAAGUUCCACGGCGUGGCUAAACAAGAAAAGGCCAACAUAUCCUGUCAAGUGGAAGCGAAUCCCACGGAAGUGCAGUUCCGGUGGACGUUCAACAAUUCUGCGGAGAGUAUCGACGUUGCCGCGGGUCAUAUCGCCAGAGCAGGCACAUCCUCGAUCGUUUCGUACACGCCGAUGACGGAAUUGGAUUACGGAACGUUGCUAUGUUGGGCCACGAAUCGUAUAGGGCAUCAACAAGUGCCUUGCGUCUAUCACAUUAUACCCGCCGGUCGCCCGGAUAUGGUACACAAUUGUACUACCUCGAACACAUCGACCAACUCGUUUUCGGUGCGAUGCACCGAGGGUUUCAACGGCGGCUUACCGCAAUCCUUUCUUCUCGAGGUGAGGGAGAGCAACAGCCAGGAAUUGCGUGCAAAUUUAACAUCGCCGGUGCCGCGUUUCAGCGUCGCUCAACUCGAGUCCGGUGCUCUUUAUCAGGCGUGCAUUUACGCGUACAACGAUAAAGGACGCAGCGAGGCAAUGGUCGUGCAGGCAGGAACUUUGAGGCUCCCUGAAAAACAAUUAACAUCCGAGUCAGAAAGGCCACGGCAAAACGUUAGAUUAACGCCGAUGUUCAGUGUCAUGAUCGGCGUGGUAACGGCCUUGAUAAUCGUCGCGGUAAUAGUCAUGGUCGUUUUGAGGAUCCAACACACCAACGUCGAGGAACGUGGCAAGUCGCAAAUAGAGGAACAUGGGAAGCAAACGAAACCCGUGCCGAUACAGCGUGAAUUGAGGUUUCGCGAAGGUAGCAGCCUUCUUAACGACGAAAAGCAUCCAGGUAGUCCGUUCAGGAAAUUGGACACCAGCGGUGAUCUGAGCGAGAGCGACGAGAAGAAUCCGGACAUCAUACCUCAGCAAAUCACCGGAGACGAGCCCUCGGAAUAUCUGAGAAAAAGACGACUGGUAUCGACGAUAGAAACUUCUCCGUCGAGAAGUCUCUUGGAACACUCGACCAUCACUUCUUUAACCGGCCACGGUAGCUACGUUGGCUACUGCACCAUUCGCAACGGGAUGCCCCUGCACGAAUUUUCAAAUUUAUCUACCAAGCACAAAAGUUUUCAGCCCAUCAUCGGAAGCGUGUACGACGACGGAGUGUGCACGCUACCGAGACAGCACUGGCCGACUCAGAGCGUUCAAUCUAUGACGAUGAGUCCACCGAUGUUGUACGCAGGAUUAGGAGUCGUCGGUAGAACCUGUCCAAGUACAUGCACGCUCUUGUCGAAGGACAUCGAAACGAGAGUUCCUGCUCAAUGCUGCGUCCAAUCGCAAAAAGAGGCGACCGUGACUACGCCCGUUGUGAUGGCCAAGAGAGAAAGCUCGGUGUGACGCUGCCUCGAGAAGUACACCAUGUAUUAGAAAAAAGAAAGAUUCGUUGUUAAUUAUCUUGUCGCUCGCGAAAGAAGUACGAGAGAGAGAGAGGAGAGAAGCGUAUGUGACGCACGUCGUAUGUGAGUUCAACAACACAAGCCUCUUUUACUUUAACGAAUUUAUUUCCUACCCCGUAAAUGAAAUCGCCACUUCUUUACGAACUUAUGUUGAAUCAAGUGCCCUUUUUAUAUUAAAGGAAGACUUUGAAAUUGAUACUGCGUCGAUAAAUGUGUAUGCACGUGAAUCGAGAGAAAGAGAGAGGGAGAGAGAGAGAGAGAAAGGUGUGUGUACGAACGCGUGACAUUUAGUACGAAUGCCUACACAUACACGUGCCUGCGUGUGUUUGUACAUAUAUAAAUAUACAUAUGUACAGUUGAACGAGAAAGUGUAUAUAUACAGACACACGCACGUGCUCCAUGCAUACACUUGAGAAUACACAAAGAAACACAUACGCAGCGUCGCGUAAUUUAUGUACUGUACAUACCUUUGGAACAUGGAAGAUAUUUUAUACAAAUCAAUAGCAUAAAGUUUAUUCAACUUUUACUACGGUACACACUGUACAAUUUGUCUAGUCGAUGUAAGUAAAAAUACGUAGACGAAAUUCAAAAAUCAAUCGUGCAACCAGAAUAACGUAUACUGAAAAGGGUUAAUUCGUUGGUGCGAUACUGUGUGAAAAAUCGAUCACACGUCGCGGCGUGUCGGAGCCGGCGUAAGUUAAAAACGUAGACUGCUGGAAAAGGGGGUUUGAAAGCGAGGGAACGCGAUAGAAACAUAUCGUUUGGUUUUCCAUCACGAAAACCGAACAAAACGUUCGAAGAGAGACUAUAAAGGAAUGUGGCGUUCGAACCAAAAAGAAAAAAAAAAAAAAAGAAAAAAG